Molecule: messenger RNA, 438 nt
Organism: Paraglomus brasilianum
Lineage: Eukaryota; Fungi; Glomeromycota; Glomeromycetes; Paraglomerales; Paraglomeraceae
Source: the annotation of a GenBank genome assembly
AUGAGUUCAGUGAAGCUGGCCACGUUGUUAGUACGAACUUUAGCCAAACCAAUUGCCAAUAGUAUAAAAGAAUAUAGCAAAAACCACCGACGAUUCAGAGAAGCAUGCAUCAGCUUUGCCCAGGCAACACAUCGUUUGGAAAUGAAAUUAAAAAUGAAUCUUCUCGGUCAAAAGUCAGCGCCCAUUAGGCCUUUGAAAGAUGCAAAAGCUGUGGAGAUGGGUGCUAAUUUCGUUGGCGAGACAAUAGUAUUUGGUGUUGCUUCUGGAUUGAUCAUAUGGGAGCAAAGAAGAUCCUACAAGUCUAACAGAGACAAAUAUGAGGAAUGUAUGAAAUCGACCGAGGAGUUGAAAAAGCAGCUGCAAAAAGAAAUAGAACAAUUACGCAAGGAAAGACAUGGGGACUCGUGCAGUUGCAAAAUGACGCAGAGAAAAAAUUAA